Alligator sinensis (Chinese alligator) is the source of this 4327-nucleotide messenger RNA. It is a transcript of the gene MAP3K6, whose product is annotated as mitogen-activated protein kinase kinase kinase 6. NCBI's taxonomy places the organism in Eukaryota, Metazoa, Chordata, Crocodylia, Alligatoridae. Gene Ontology annotation, molecular function: MAP kinase kinase kinase activity; ATP binding. The record is from RefSeq and is a predicted model, not a curated record. The transcript has 27 exons. Gene Ontology annotation, biological process: cellular response to stress; MAPK cascade; protein phosphorylation. Bases 693 to 4292 code for a protein of 1199 amino acids.
UUCCCGUUGGCACGGGUCCCCCAGGCCUGCCUGGCAGCCUCGCCAGAGGAGCCAGGCAGAUGCCGCAGGGAAAUGCUUCCGGCAGCAGGAUGAGGGCAGCCCACCCAGAGCCACGGUGCUGGCUGGAGUGACUGCAUGGGAAGCGGGAGUCAGGACUCCUGGGUUCCCUCCUACUCGCCCUGCUCUAGGACCCAUCUUCUCGAGGGCUGCCAAGUGCAGGGCAGGGUGAGGGUGCUCAGGUUCUCUGCCUCGGUUUCCCCAGCAGCAAGCUGGGAAGCCUUCCCCACAUCCCAGAAGCUGCCCCCACCACGUGCACCUUAGGCUCCACGUCUGAGCCCCUCUGAUGGCAGCUUGGAUGAGGACUGCAAGGCUGGAGAGAGGAGCAGCAUCUGGGCUGCCUCUCCUGUGGUGCGCAGCAGGCAGGCCAACCGCUCCGCAGGCUUCUCCAGGAGCGCAUGAGGGUCCCUGGGCUCUGAGCCCACCCAUAGCCACUGGGAUUGACUGAGACCCCAACAGGCUCCUUCCCAGGCUGGGGCUGGGAGCCGUGCGCUGGCCGAGGUGGGUGCAUGCCCCUGCGGGCCUGUGCGUGACGGUCCCCCUGCUUCCCCGCAGACGUGGCCGUGGUGGAGGUGAACAUCUCCCAAUGCCAGCCCUCGCUCUUCUACCACCUGGGCGUGCGCGAGAGCUUCAGCAUGACCAACAACAUCCUGCUGUGCUGCCACACCGACCUGCCCGACCUGCAGGCUCUCCGGGAGGACGUCUGCCAGAAGAACUCCGACUGCUGCAGCAGCUACACGCUCAUCCCCUACGUGGUGACUGCCCAGAACAAAGUCCUGUGCUGCGACGCCAGCGCCAUGAAGUGCCUGACCGAGCUCUUCCAGCCCAGCUUUGACAUGGAGGCCUUCUUCACCCCGCUGGCGGCACGCUUGGCCAAGCUGCUCGAGGCCACCCCCACCAACUCCUGCGAGUACUUCCGGGAGAUCCUCCGCCGGGACAUCCGCCAUGCCCGGGAGCAGUACCGGGGCGAGCAGCUGAGCCAGGAGCUGGCCCGUAUCCAGCAGCGCCUGGACAGUGUCGAGUUCCUCAGCCUCGACAUCGUCGUGAACCUCCUCCUGUCCUACCGCGACGUCCAGAACUACGACGCCAUCAUCUCGCUGGUGGAGACCCUCCAUGCCCUGCCCACCUGCGACGUGGCCGAGCAGCACAACAUCCGCUUCCAUUACGCCUUCGCCCUCAACAGCCGAAACCAGCCUGGGGACCGGGAGAAGGCGUUGGCCGUGCUGCUGCCGGUGGUGGAGCAGCGGGAAGGAGUGGCGCCCGACCUGUACUGCAUGUGUGGCCGCAUCUACAAGGACAUGUUCAUCAGCUCCAACUUCACGGACACCGCCAAGAGGGACCAGUCCUUGCACUGGUACAGCAAAGCCUUUGACACAGAACCCAGCCUCCACGCUGGGCUCAAUGCCGCUGUCCUCCUCAUGGCUGUUGGGCACGAGUUCGAGACCUCCCUGCAGCUCCGGCAAAUAGGCAUGAAGCUGGGCUGCCUUCAGGGCCGCAAGGGCAGCCUGGAGAAGAUGGAGUAUUACUGGGAUGUGGGCUUCUACCUGGGCACUGCCAUCCUGUCCAACAACCUGCCCAAGGUCACCCAGGCCUCGGAGAAGCUCUACAAGCUCCACGCCCCUGUCUGGUACCUGGUCUCCGUCAUGGAGACCUUCCUGAUUUACAAGCACUUCAAGAAGAGCCUGGCAGACACAUCCCCCAGGCAGGCCCUGGCAGACUUCUGGCUGGGCUUCCUGCUGGCGUCGUCCCAGCCCUUCGCCCCCACGGACAGCUGCCCGGUGCUGAUCCUAGAGCCGGCCCAGGUCCUGCAGCCGGCCCAGCUGACCGUGCGGGAGGACCAGGCCGAAUGCUCCCUGAUGCUCCACCACGUCUGCCCCAUGGAGGAGACAGGGGUUUCCAGCUGGACCUUCCCGGCUUCCUCCAUCCGCGGGGUCAGCAUCUCCAAGUGGGACGAACGCUGCUCCUUCCUGUACGUGCUGCCCGCGGCCGAGGACUUCCAGCUGUGCUUCCCCACCCAGCACCACUGCCGCUGGUUCUGCGAGCUGGUCGGCUCCAUCGUGGCGGCGCAGGCAGGGUCCGGCGAGGAGGCAGGCAGCAGCGCUAGUGAGGUCUUGGAGUACGACUACGAGUACACGGAGACGGGCGACCGGGUGGUGCUGGGCAAGGGCACCUACGGCAUUGUCUAUGCUGGACGCGACCUCAGCAACCAGGUGCGCAUCGCCAUCAAGGAGAUCCCGGAGCAGGAUGGCAGAUACUCGCAGCCGCUGCACGAGGAGAUUGCCCUGCACAAGCGCUUGAGGCAUAAGAACAUCGUCCAGUACCUGGGCUCCAUCAGCCAGGACGGCUUCAUCAAGAUCUUCAUGGAGGAGGUGCCAGGAGGGAGCCUCUCGUCCUUGCUGCACUCCAAGUGGGGCCCUCUGAAGGACAACGAGCCCACCAUCGUCUACUACACCCGGCAGAUCCUGGAGGGGCUGCGCUACCUGCACGACAACCAGAUCGUCCACCGCGACAUCAAGGGCGACAACGUCCUCAUCAACACGUACAGCGGGGUGCUCAAGAUCUCCGACUUCGGCACCUCCAAGCGGCUGGCUGGGAUCAGCCCCAGCACCGAGACCUUCACAGGCACCCUGCAGUACAUGGCCCCCGAGGUCAUCGACCACGGCCCGCGGGGCUACGGGAAGCCGGCGGACAUCUGGUCCCUGGGCUGCACCCUCAUCGAGAUGGCUACGGGCAAGCCCCCCUUCUACGAGCUGGAGAGCCCACAGGCUGCCAUGUUCAAGGUGGGGAUGUUCAAGAUGCACCCCAAGGUGCCGGACUCCAUGUCGGGAGAAGCCAAGGCCUUCAUCCUCGCCUGCUUCGAGGUGGAGCCAGACAAGCGGGCCACAGCCGCGGCCCUGCUGCUGCAGCCCUUCCUGGCGCCCUCCAGCCGAAAGAAAGCCAGGAGCCCCGGCGCGCCGGCCGAGGGGGCAGGUGACUCCCCGAUUCUGGCGCGCCGCGGAGAGGCUGCCGGCAUCCCCAGGAGCGUCUCCUCAUCCUUGCAGGUCCCCAGGGCAGGUGCCAAGGUGGACGGCAGACUCUUGGCUCGCUGCACCAGCGAGGCGACCCUGAGACGCGGCUGCCGCGGGGCCCCCGAGGAGUCAUCCAGCUCCGAUUUCAGCAUCUCGUCGUCCUCCUCGGAGGAAAGCAGUGGCCUCUUCUUGCUGCGGAAGGACAGCGAGCGCAGAGCCACCCUGCACCGCAUCCUCACUGAGGAGCUGCCCAGCCUCGUGGCCACCCUGCAAGAGACCCAGGCACAGAGCGCGGAGGGAGCUCGGCUGGAGCCGGACCACAUCGCCCAGCUGGUGUCCUGCCUUGGGGGCUUCAUCCGCUCCCCCAGCCCCCGGCAGCUGGAGCAAGACCUGCGGGCACUGCAAGGCCAGCUGCAGGCAAGCGGCCGGAGCCUCCGCCACGCCCAGCCGCUGCUCUUUGGCUUCCAGGAGGCGGUGAAGCAAGUCCUGCGGCGGCACCAGAUCAAGCCGCACUGGAUGUUCGCGCUGGACAACCUCAUGGGACAGGCGGUGCAGGCGGCAUUGACCCUGCUCCUGACAGAGCUUGGCUUGACCGCCAGGGUGCAGGGCAAAAAGGACCUCGAAGAAGCAAGCAAUGAGGAGGAGGAGGAGGAGGAGGAGCAAGAGGAGACCAAGAGCCAGCCAGCCACAACGGGCAGCGAGGGGGCUCUGAGGCCGGGUGGCGAUGCCAGCCCCGGUGCCCAAACCAACCCACCAGGCACCUCCCUGCUCAUGGCACAGCUCAGGCACCUCCACGUGGAGACGGGCAGGCUGCUGCAGGAGCUGGUGCAGAAGGAGCAGGAGUGGCAGGGGCUGGUGAGGAGGGCGCUGCAGGCGGCCAGACAGGACGCCAACACUGGGCGGAGGUCACUGCCCGUCGUUGUCUCCGCUCCCUGCCAGGCACAGCCCCCGGACCCCCUCCUCGUGGACUGGCUGCAGCACCACAGCGUUGACAGGGACACGACCGAGACGCUCCUGGCACACGGCUUCACCCUGCACGACCUGCUGACCUGCGCCACGCGGGACGACCUGCUGUACACGGGUAUCAGGUACCACCACCCCGCUCUCCCUCCCUGGCUCCCCAGGGCAGGCUGCCCCUUCCUGGGACGAGGGGGCUCAGGGUGGGAGAUGCCAGGCCUGGGUUGGACCGUCUCCUCCAAGACGGCCACGUGGCAGCCGGGGACCUAGCCGCGGCCACACAAGGCUGGCCCUGUCCCCGCCGG